UUUUCGACUCCGUGAAGCAUGGACGCUAUCGGAGUCUUCUAUCUGGAGGCGAUUGCGUUAAAAAUGCAAUGAGGGCUCGUACAAUUUUUAACAAUCAUUAGAAGUAACAUCCGUCGAUGUAUAGCUUUCUAAUUUUCAAAUAAAUUGUGAAAAAAAUCGAUGAUAAUAUCAAAGAGGAUGACUAACCUCCCUCGACGCGGACGUUAAUAACGCCAUGUUAGUCAUCGGCUUCUGCGCAGACUUUGAUCUGUCGAUAGUGUUGUUCACAUGUGCAACCGUGAAUGCCUUCUUCCUUGGUCGCACCGAAUGGAAAAAGGGUACGAAGGCCAGGGGGAGCGAGACAAAAGGGACGCCGCGGUGGCGGUCAUCGACGGAGGGACUUGUCGAGUUGCAGCUGCGGCUUUUUAACUCAGUUGGUCUCGCGUCGUUGCCGCGGGUGCAUCGCGUUAGGCAAGGUGUGACGAAGGCACAUGAACGCCGCUCCUCUCACUGUUUCCCCACCGGAUUAAUUCCUGCUGCCGCGGGCUUUGUUAUCGGGGCGCAUCCGGUGGGAUCCUAAGAGCCGCGGUGCGUCGCGUACGCUCGGGAGUGCGCCGCGACACGUGCAACCGUGCGGAUCGAGUGCGUCGCGUCUGUCAGCCUUGGCCACCACGUUGUACUCGGAUCAGCUCCGGAGAUGCGCCUCGUUACAUUUUAAGCUCUUAGCGUCGGCGAAAAGGAUUCUCCAGUGAGGACAAAAAAAAAAUACAUUGUCAAGUAGAGCGAUGUAAGAAUCAGUGCAUUAAAUUAUUUGAUUUCCUUUCCGCGAGGGAAGAGGCGUGUUGGAUUCUGUCAUUUUCACUGUCGGAUUUGCUGGAGCGACAUUGUAUGUGUCUGCUAUAAAAUUAUAAAUAUUAUAAAUUAUAAGUAAAUUGCUGUUUUACGUAAAUGUUCUAGUAAUUCAAGCGCUCCGUCUGGUAGAAUAAAUCUUGAUGAUCGAUUGAAGUUUUGUCGACAGAAAAAUUGAAAUCAUAAUUAAUCACGUUUUGUAUUCGUGUAUAUUCGAUUAUAUUGACAGCCAAAGCUAAUGGAGUCAUUACUUGUGUCCAAAAAAUAGUGAAAUAACGUGUUGCAAAAUGUAACAGUUUUCUUUGUCUCGGUACCUCCUUUUGUCUACCUUUAGUGUCUUUCGCAAUCUUUAGUGAAUGGCAUUAAAUCGUAAAACGAGAUAUAAAAUGUUGAGGCCUUGAGGCUAAAUUGAAAGAAGCGCAAUUUCUUGAAGAAAAGAGGAUUUAUAAAUUCAAGUAAUUCUAAAUAGCUUUACAGUUGGUUUCACAACGUCAGCGAAUAGGUUUGCCAUCGCUCGAAUCGAACUUAACUCCGGAAACACCAUUCAUAUAUACGCGGAUACAAUUUUCUCUUCCCUCCCUGAAAUAAAACGCUAUCUUUAAUACGGUUUGCAAAGUGCAUUGCAUCAUGUGGGCGUACAAUAUUGCAGGUUGUGAAAAAUAAAUCAACGGUUACGGAAUUUUCUCGCGUGUUAUAAAGUCGCGAAGUUUGAUUCGCGCGAUAUCGAAAGGGAAAACGCGCCUGACUGCUGAUAGAAUCGAUCGACGAUCGACGAUCGGCAUUUCGGGGAAAGGGACGAAAGUGCGAGGAACAUACGCACGCACGAAUCUCGUUGAAAGAUGAAGCAUGAGGGAAAUUGCUCGACGGCGGACGAUUCCAAUGGAAUUUUGUUGCAACCUAGGAAGAGCUCGGCGGUGCGGCUGCAGAUCGUGCCGGCGCAGCCGAAAACGAUCACCCAUCUGCCGAAGAGGCCGCCGGUCGAUUUGGCAUUCACCGACCUCACGUAUAAGGUCCGAGAAGGCCGCAAAAGUAAUGUGAAGACGAUUCUCAAAUCUGUCAGCGGCAGGCUGCGAUCCAGCGAAUUGACGGCUAUAAUGGGCCCUUCAGGCGCUGGAAAGUCUACGCUCCUAAACAUCCUCACCGGAUACAAAACGACAGGUGCAGAGGGCAGUGUUACAAUAAACGGUCACGAAAGAAACCUCAGUGCCUUCAGGAAACUCUCUUGCUACAUCAUGCAGGAUAAUCAGCUUCACAUGAAUCUAACGGUAGCGGAGGCUAUGAAGGUUGCAGCGAAUCUUAAACUCGGCUCGCACGUUAGCCAAGCAGAAAAAGAAGAAGUGAUUCAGGAAAUCCUUGAAACUCUCGGCUUGUCUGAACACCGCCGUACUAUGACCUCGAACCUGAGCGGAGGUCAAAAGAAAAGGUUGUCCAUCGCUCUGGAAUUAGUGAACAAUCCCCCUAUCAUGUUUUUCGAUGAGCCAACUAGUGGCUUGGACUCCUCAUCUUGUUUCCAGUGCAUCUCGUUACUGAAAACCCUGUCACGUGGCGGCAGAACAAUAAUAUGUACCAUUCACCAGCCCAGUGCGCGACUUUUCGAAAUGUUUGAUGCUCUCUACACAUUGGCUGAGGGUCAAUGCGUUUAUCAAGGUUCUACAACGCAACUUGUGCCUUUCCUUAGGACAAUUGGCCUUAAUUGUCCGAGCUAUCACAACCCGGCGUCGUUUAUCAUUGAAGUAUCGUGUGGCGAGUACGGCGAUAAUAUCAAAAAUUUAAUCAAUGCGAUUAACAACGGCAAAUAUGAUAUACGCGAAGGACACUCGUUCCCCGAGAUGAAAGAAGGAAUGAACAAUUGCACUGCCGCGACAGGUAUUUUGAAGAAUGGUGAUAAUUUGGACAAAGUGAAGAUCAAAGACAAGAACGACGUCAGUAAUCUAGAAGAAAAGUUUUCUGAAGAGAAAACUAACGAGAUUAGUAAUGGAAAAUUUAUUUCCGGUUAUGCUACAAACGACAUUGCUAAACAAGCAUUAGAUGUGGCAAUAUCUAUGGAUCCAGACAAAAAGGACAAUGCCAACGUAGCUUUGCUGGACGAAUCCAUCGUAGUAACGCCGGAGAGAUAUGCCACGUCCGAAUUUAAGCAAUUCUACAUCAUACUGAAGCGCGCUUUACUCUUCAGUCGUAGAGAUUGGACUCUCAUGUAUCUCCGACUUUUCGCUCACAUUCUGGUGGCGGCGCUAAUCAGCGCAUUGUAUUACGAUAUCGGAAACGACGGUGCUAAAGUACUUAGCAAUCUGGGAUUCCUGUUCUUCAACAUGCUGUUCCUUAUGUACACUUCCAUGACAAUUACGAUUUUAUCCUUUCCGCUAGAACUGCCUGUGCUUUUAAAAGAGAAUUUCAACAGAUGGUAUUCUCUCAAAGCUUAUUAUUUAGCGAUUACGAUUUCGGAUAUACCAUUUCAGACCAUAUUUUGUGUAAUGUACGUCGCCAUCGUAUACUUUACGACGAGCCAGCCACCGGACGUAACGCGGUUCUUCAUGUUCAUGAGUACUUGCCUCCUGAUUUCUUUCGUCGCACAAUCAGUGGGUCUCGUGGUCGGCGCGGCUAUGAACGUGCAGAAUGGCGUGUUCCUGGCACCAGUUAUGUCGGUGCCUUUUCUUCUCUUCUCAGGAUUCUUCGUCAGCUUCGAUGCGAUUCCAGUUUACUUACGAUGGAUUACGUACCUCAGUUACAUCAGAUACGGUUUCGAGGGAACCGCUUUGAUAAUUUACGGUUACGCCCGGGAAAAACUUAAGUGUUUCCAGGUGUAUUGCCACUUCAAGAAUCCGGACACGAUCCUGGAGGAACUGGACAUGCUCGAUGCUGACUUUACUUUGGAUAUUCUCGCACUCCUGCUUAUCUUCAUCACGCUACGAAUCGCCGCGUAUCUCUUCCUGCGCUGGAAGAUCAAGACCGCCCGAUAAACUGUCGGAACGUGUGAAUUUUGUAAAAUCAGAUGUAAUUACGAGUGGACGGAUAGUUAGCGCAAGUGUUAUCUUCUACCGCGUAGAAUUGUGCAGACAACAAUGGACAUCGAUAUUUUUUGUAAUCGGUAAUCUCGUAAUGAUAUUUUAAAAUGGCGAAUACGAAGUCCCAAUUCUGACGACCCAACAACAGUUAAGACACAAGAAACAAAUGAUGGAUUUCCGCGGUAUUUCUUGAUGAAAAUUCUUUCAAGACGAUAACUAUUUGCCGUCGAAGAGACUGGUACGUCUUGAAGGUACCACAAAGUAUGACUUACUUUCUUUCGUGUUUUAGGGUUGCUGAGUUUAGUUAAUGUAUAGGACCAAUACUAAUAUAACUUAUUUAUAUAGUUUUUUAGUUUAAUAACGACGGCUAGUAGUUACGAUUGUAACAUAUUUGUCCAGGGUACUAUUCUAUAGUAUGUAAACGUACACGAAUGUAUAUAUAUAUAUAUAUCCAAAAUAUGUAUCUACUCUUUUUUUACGGUAUCAAUACAUUUUUAUUAGAAUGCACAUACAUCAAUCUUAAAUUUAUCGUGGAGUAUAUUUAAGCGUUUAUCAGUACGGCGCAACCGCGCAAUGACUUCGAGCCAUUACGAAUUAUUUCGAAUAUAUGACGAAAAUUUGGAAUCGUUUUGAAUAUUAUUAAAAAAAAUAUUUAAAUCUUGAACGUUUUAAAAUCUUUUUCUUACAUUUUAGUAUUAUAUAUUAUAUAGUACCUCAAUGUAUUAUCUGUUUCGUAAACAGAAAAAAACAGUUCUCUAUUUUAAAAAAUUUUAAAUAUUAAAUAAUCAAACAAAAGAUGCUCAAGAGAUUCAAGAGUUUUAAAACUUUCAACAUUAUUCAGGACUUUGAAAAAUCUUCUGGUUUUUAAUAGUAUUCAAAGCAAUUAGAACUGUUUAUACACUUGUAGCGUUUAAAAAUUAAAAAAUAAUUCGAAUGCUUAUGCACUAAAUUGUACGGCUUGAAGGGAAGGCAAAGAGAAUGGAUUAAUUUGCGUGUGAUCUUCAGGAAGGACUUACAAUUAUCCUCAUGUCUAUUUUUCGUGAACGAGGCCUUAAUUGACGUAUUUCACCAAUGACCACUCGAUUCUAUAUUUAAUGGCUGUGAGCUUCAUGAUAAAAAAGGAGAAAAUCAAAUGUGAAUGCUUGUGUUCCUAAAAUUAGAUUCGGACGAAACGACGAAUGUCCGAGAUGAUUCAUAAGCGCACAAAUUUAUUACGUAUCUUGCCAGAUUAAUUUUAUACGUUGAAGAUCAGAUGUUUUUGACGCUUUACAGAGAAGGGUGGUUCUGAGAGAAUAUGUCAAAGCAAACUUUACCCUUGUAAAAGGCUUAUAAAUAUUUGCAGCCAUAUUUCAUGUUGUCAAAGAUAACAGUGAACAAAUGUACGUAAAAAUAUUCUUUUGACGAUUUAUCGCAAAUAAAGACAAACAAAUUCCUUCUAUAUUAGUAUCAAUUCUAUAUUAGUAUCAAUUAAGGAGCUAAAACAAACAUUGAGUGUUUACAAAUCUUCGAGAACAAAUAAUUAAAUUAUGAGGUUUAUUUUUGCAAAUUGUUAUCUUUCAAACGUAGAAAAGAUUAUUUUUCUAAACUAAUGAAUGCAAACCUUUGAUCUUUCUAGUGUUAAGUGGCAGAAAGAAUAAAACUUCUAAAGAGACGGGUGAGUGAUUUAUGAUAAUUGUACGUAAUUGUAAAAUAGUAUAUAAAAUUCUUAUUUGUAUAUUCCCGUAACUUAUUAAGGUUAAGAAUUUGAAUCGGCGAUUUAAUUACAAAUACGAUUAUGGCGCUCAAAUGGAUAAAAUAGUUUUUACGAUUUGAUAUGCGUAUUUUACCUAAAUGAAACAAACAAUAAUCAGUUUAUAUAACACAAUUUAAUUGCUAAUAUGAAAAUACUUUUAUAAAACAAGCUGCGAGAGAUGUACCUAAUUAUGCCAGUUUGGCAUGAUCGUUACUAAAGUUAAGGAUGUAUGUAUAAUACGAAUAAAAUAUGUUUUUCGUAA
Molecule: messenger RNA, 5824 nt
Organism: Monomorium pharaonis (pharaoh ant)
Lineage: Eukaryota; Metazoa; Arthropoda; Insecta; Hymenoptera; Formicidae
Product: ATP-binding cassette sub-family G member 1
Exons: 11
Coding region: 1668-3785 (705 amino acids)
Cellular component (GO): plasma membrane
Molecular function (GO): ATP hydrolysis activity; ATP binding; ABC-type transporter activity
Source: RefSeq, a predicted model, not a curated record